Molecule: messenger RNA, 3900 nt
Organism: Marmota monax (woodchuck)
Lineage: Eukaryota; Metazoa; Chordata; Mammalia; Rodentia; Sciuridae
Gene: Myh15
Product: myosin heavy chain 15
Cellular component (GO): myosin complex
Molecular function (GO): ATP binding; cytoskeletal motor activity
Source: RefSeq, a predicted model, not a curated record
AUGGAGGAGCUCAUAACGUCCACACCAGGAAUGGAGGAAGAUGUCUGGGAGAUGGCCCAGGCCCAGGCCCUACUCACCAUGUUCCUGGUGUCUGCAAAUCCCCCUGACUUUCAUGAUUGUUCCUGUGCAGUACUUGCUGUGGAGAGCCUGGAUGAUGCUGAAGAAUUGCUGGCCCCGAAGUAAGCCAUGGACAUCUUGUGCUUUCUUCCUGAUGAGAAGUAUGGAUGCUACAGACUCUCUGGAGCCAUCACGCACUUUGGAAAUAAACAGAAAUCCAGAGAGAAGAAUCUGGAAGCAGAUGGCACAGAAAGUGCUAACAAGUCUGCUUUAUUCAAGGGCACUAACUACUUUGAGUUGAUGAAGGGCUUGGUUCAACCAAAGUUGGUAAUGAAUGUUACCAGAAGUCAAAAUGUAGAACAGAUAAUCUACACUCUUGAUGCCCUGUCAACAUGUGAAAGGAUGUUUAAGUGGCUGGUGGCACAUAUCAGCAGGGUCCUGGAUGCCAAGCUGUCAAGGUUCUUCUUCACUGCCAUUCUCAACACCACUGUUUGAAGUUCUUUUUUUAAUGUAGUUGGACACAAUACCUUUGAGCAACUUUGAAUUAAUUUUAGCAUUAAAAAAUUUCAAUAGCUCUUCAUUCAGCACAUAUUUAUUCUGGAGCAAGAGGAACAGAGGAAAGCAGGCAUUGACCAGGCAUCCAUUGACUCUGGUCUGGAUUUGAAAGCCUGCAUAGAUCUCAUUGAAAACCCCAUGGGCCUCCUCUCUAUCCUCGAAGAAAAAUGCUUUCCUAAGGCUACAGACACAACUUUCAAGAAAAAACUUUUUGAACAGUUGAUUUAUUUCCAGAAGCCCAAGUCUGAUGAGAAGGGGAACUAUGAAGCUCGCUUUGAACUCAUCCAUUAUGGCGGAUGCAUGCCUUAAAACAUCAGUGGUUGGCUUGAAAAGAACAAAGACCUUAAUGAAACAGUGGUGGCAAUACUUCAGAAGUGUUCCAACAGACUCCUGGCAAGCCUUUCGGAAAAUUACAUCAGUACUGACAGUGUUACAGAACUGUCUUUGAUCAAGAAGGAAGCUAAUCUGCCUCCUCUUCCUCCACUCCAGACUCCGGCCCCUUCUUUGCCUCGAGAAGAGACCAUCUGUCCUGCAAUUGGUGCAUUGUGCUCACAGGUGAGGGUGCUGGGCAGAGGGCAGGCAAUUAUCUCUUUGCUAUGUGUUAAGCAGCAUUUUCGCCUAACUGAUAAAUUACUUCCAGCUGUUGGCAACAAUUUUCUUCUCAUGGAAGAAGGAGAGACCCUAGCAAAUGUUGAAGAGAAGUGCGAGUCCCUGAUUAAAUCACAGAUCGAGCUGGAGGCCAGAGUUGAGGAGCUGUCUGAGUGGGUGGAGGAAGAAGAGGAGAUAAAUUCUGCACUGACUGCCAGGGGGCGGAAACUCGAAGAUGAAUGUUCUGAGUUGAAGAAAGAAAUCGAUGACCUGGAAACAAUAUUAGCGAAGUCAGAAAAGUAGAAGCAUGCUUCAGAGAAUCAGGUCAAGAGCUUGCCUGAGGAGGUAGAAUCUCAGAAGGAAAUCAGCAAACUUAACUGAGCAACCAAGUCCAUGCGGAAAGCUCCUUAGCAGACCCAGGAGUGUGUGCACACAGAGGAGAAACAGAGCAACUUGAGCAAAUCAAUCCUGAACCUGGGGCAGCACGUUGAUGAGCUGCAGAGUGCCCUUGAGAGGAAAGCAAGAAUGAACUGAAAAAGGGAAAAGCACAAACUACAGGGUGAUUUAAAGGUGAACCAGGAAACUGUGGAGAACCUGGAGAGCAGCCAGCAGUAGCUAGCAGAGUGGCUCAGGAAAUUAAAAUUAUAAAUGAGUCAGGUAAAUUCAUAGGUAGAGAAUGAGAAAGGACUGUUGCCUCAGCUUCAGGAGAAGCUGGAGGAGGGAGGAGGGUCCAGUUUGACUUAGCUGGAGAUGACCAAGAAAUAGGAAGCAAAAAUUCAGAAGCUUCUCCAAGAGCUGGAGGAGGCCCACAUUUGUAGGUGAUGUCUGCCUCUUUGAAAGAGGCAUAUAGGCAGUGAACUCAAAGUCAAGGAUCAGGAAGAAAACCUACAGCAUAUCAAGCAAAAACUGGAAAACAGUGGUUUGUAACUAAAAGUGGAUGACCUCCUGGCCCUUGUUGAGCAGAUGAGUUGAGCUAAGGCUAAUGCUGAGAGAGACUGUAGUCUGUAUGAAGAGCCCUUGAAUGAAGCAAAUGCAAAACUAGAUGAGGCAACUCAGGUGGCCGAUGACUUGACUGCACAGAAGACAAAGCUACAGAGAGGUAAAUUCUUUAAAAGACUGGAAGAAAAGGGGGCUCUCAUAAGCCAAUUUACCAGGGAAAAGAGCACUUUUACUCAGUAAAUUAAAGAACUGAGAGGGCAGCUAGAGUAGGAGAUCAGGAGUAAGCAUUCCCUGGCCCAUUUGCUGUCAACUAGGCAUGACUAUGACCUUAUUGAGGAAGAACCAGAGGUCAAGGCUGAGCUUCACUGGACCCUACCCAAAGGCAAUACUAAAGUGGUGCAGUGGAGAAAGAAUUAUGAACGUGAUGUCAUCCAGAGAACUGAAGAGUUGGAGGAUGCUAGGAAGAAGCUGGCAAUUAGCUUACAGGAGGCUGCUGAAGCCAUGCAGGUGGCCAACGCCAAGAAUGCCUCUGUGGAAAGGGCCUGGCACCAACUGCAUCUUGAGCUGGGGGAUGCCCUGUCUGAGCUUGGGAAGGUCUGCUCUGUAGCAGCUGCACUGGACCAGAAGCAGCAGCAGUCUGAGGAGGCCCUUGCUGACUGGGGGAAGCAGAAGCAUGAGGAGUCCCAAGCAUUACUGGCUGCCUCUCAGAAGGAGGCCUGAGCUCUCAGCAGGGUCCUCGAGCUCAAGCACACUUAUGAAGAGAGCAGUGAGGACCAGGAGACACGGAGGAGGGAGAACAAGAACCUGCAAGAACAGAUUUCUAGCCUGACAAACCAGGAUAGAAAAGGGACCCAGACUUUAACUGAAAUGGAAAAGGUCAAGAAACCGAUUGGACAAGAAAAGAUUGAAGCCCAAGUGACACUAGAAGAAAGGGAGGGAGCUCUGGAAAAUAAUCUGGAAAGCAAGAUUCUUCAUUUCCAGUUAGAACUCAUGGAAGCUAAAGCAGAAUUUGAAAAAUGUCAUUCUAAAAUUAGGCAGAAACAGCAGUAUGCUAUUGAAUCCCUUCAGUCUAGUCUGAAUUCUGAAGCCAAGAGCAGACUUGAGGCUACCAGGCUGAAGAAGAAGAUGGAAGGGGACCUGAUGGAAAUGGAAUGCCAGCUUCACUGUGCCAACUGGCAGGUGUCUGAGGCAACCAAAUACCUGACACAGCUUCAGAGUCAAUGAAGGUAAUAUAGGGUGAAGGACCUUCAAGAGCAGCUGGAUGACAGCACACACCUGAACAAUGGUCUGAAGGAACAAGUGGCUAUAGCUGAGCAGCACAAUUCUCCUCUUCAGUCUGAACUAGAGGAACUAAGGUCCUUGCAAGAACAGACAGAUCAUGGGCUCAGACUGGCAGGCAAAGAGCUCCUAGAAGCCUCAGAAAGAAUCAGUCUUUGCUAUACCCAUAACACAAGCCUCCUCAGCCAGAAGAAGAAUAUGGAGGCUGAUGUUGCUCAGAUUCAGAAAGAAGGAGAAGAGAUGAUACAGAUGUGUCAAAAGGCAGAAGAGAAGACCAGGAAGGCAGCCAUGGAGGUUCAUGAACUGGAAGGUGAACUGGAGGGCCAGCUCCAUCACAAUGAGGAGACCUACAGGGAAGCUCACAGACUGGAGCAGUGCAUCAGAGAGCUGACCUAUCAGGUCGAUGCUUCUACAGAGCUUGCAGGGAUGGGAGCGGCAGAGGAAGACAAGAAAAUUGAGCAAGAUGCAGACUCUGACGGAUAA